Ruditapes philippinarum (Manila clam) is the source of this 2335-nucleotide messenger RNA. Its product is annotated as dynein light chain Tctex-type 5-B-like. Lineage: Eukaryota; Metazoa; Mollusca; Bivalvia; Venerida; Veneridae. Gene Ontology annotation, molecular function: dynein intermediate chain binding. The record is from RefSeq and is a predicted model, not a curated record. Gene Ontology annotation, biological process: microtubule-based movement. Gene Ontology annotation, cellular component: cytoplasm; cytoplasmic dynein complex. The transcript has 2 exons. Bases 374 to 1171 code for a protein of 265 amino acids.
UCCGAAUUUUGAUAACGGUUUUCUAUGACACUCUUAAGUUUAGCAUGCAUAAAGUCAAUACGUAUUUGUCCGAAAAAGUGAUAAAUGGUUUACAAAUCUAUCGCCGUUUACAGAGUUAGCUAUACCCCUGAUAAGAUAUAUUUCUCUUAAUAUUUUGAAAAUUAAAUGCAUCGAUUCAACUUUAAGAAAAUCCGAAAAGGUCUUGUUUGGGCUUACAACUGAUAAAUUGCAUGGCGACCACCCUUCAUUUCUUCUAGCGACAAAACGUGUGCGCGCGAUUAUAAAAAACAAAUUUUAAAAGGACAUGGAAUAUCUGUCUUAGAGGCGAAACUUGAGAAGUCAAGUCGAGGAUUAAAAAUUUAAAACGCAAGAUAUGAAAGAGACAACAACGCAUCGUAAACGCAACAAAUCUGAAAGCGAUUCAGGUAAAUACCACGAUCAUAAGGAUCAUAAAGAUAUGCAUCAUAAGCCAGGUACCAAAGGUCAACAUGGUGCCCACGGGGGCCAACAUGGCGGGCAUCAAGGAGAACAUCAUGGGGGUCAACAUGGCGGCCAUCAUGCAGGACAACAUGGCGCUCAUCACGGCGCACACCACGGGUCCCAUCACGGAGCCCAUCACGGCAGUCACGGUACACACGGGGGUCAUCAUGGCGGCCAUCAUCAUCACAAAGGUGAUCAUCACGAUGGGGAUCAUCAUCAUUCUGCUAGUUCACAUCCGUUCAGACCGCGGAGGGAUACAAUGCUGUCAAGAGGUCACUCGACACACCAUGACGACAAAAGAAGUACCGGAACAGUAGACAUUCCAACACCAGUAGUAUUUUAUGAGAAUACGUACAAGAUGGUUCCCGACUGCAGAAUCCAUGAGGGUAAAGUAAGAGAAAUAAUUCUAGCUGUUCUCAAAGAAAAUAUUAAAGAGACGAAUUACGAUCCAAACAUGGGUGGACAAAAAUGCCAACUUAUAAGUGAAAUAAUCAAAGAACGCAUUAAGCAUUUGAACAUGGACCGGUUUAAAAUUAUUUGUAUGGUGAUGAUUGGACAAAUAAACGACCAGUCUAUGUUAGUUACGUCAAGAUGUCUUUGGGACCAUAGAUUCGAUAAUUCUGUCAGUGUGGAAUUCAAAAUUGGUAAUAUAAUAGCUGUUGGUUUAGUGUUUGCCGUGUACGCCGAAUAAAGUGAUUACGGGCACGAACAAGCACAUUUGUAGAUAGAUGUUUUGCGCUUACGACUAACCACAGCAUCGCUGUCAUCUCAAGUCGUUGCUAGAAAAUAGCUUCACGAUAUUUUCUUGGCAUUUAUGUCAUCAGUUCUAAUUUUUGAAUUGUUAUUUAUCUUAUAUCUUUAGUGUUAUGUUUUCGCUGACGGAAAAUCGGACAAAGAAAUUAUAAAGAAUGAACUAGCAACGCUCAAUUUCGACUAUGCAGUAUGUUUUGUCUUAAUGACAAGUAUAUUAUCGAGAAUAUUAUAUCUCAAAUGAGAUGUCCAGGUAAAAUAGACCACUGUAAAAUUUUAACUAAAAAGAUACAACAAGAGUACGUCCUAAUAUGCCAAAAUUUUAAUACACAAGUGAUGUUACAUGUAGCAUGCUAUGGAGGCGGAGCUUAUCAGUAACUAAAGUCUGUUUCAAGAUUUAUCAAUAUAGAACAGACUACGAGUAUUUUUACUGUUUUGUACACACAUUAAUGAUAAACCCUGUAUUUAUGUGUUUUUUAAUAUCUUUAAUGUGUUGCUGACAAAUCACUGUUCGUAUUAAAGUUAUACCAUAAAAAUGUAUUCGUGGAAGAACCAACCUAUUUUUGAAGAAGAAUUACAAUUUGGAUUUUGAUUGUGUUAACUAGUGUGAUUAAAAAAGGAUUAUGUACACGGUCAAUUUCAGGGGAAGAAAUCGUUUUGUCGGGAUCAAAAAUUGUGAUUUUGUUAUGAAAACAAAGUUUUAAUUUGGAUAUGAAAUGAGUUUGGAUUCAAAUUAGGAUAAAUAGACAAUUCAACAUUAAAUUUGAGAAAAAUUGUCAGAAUCAAAAUAAGGAUAAUAUUGAUAUGUCAUUAUGAAAUUAACAUUUACUUUUAAAUUUUUAAUGUCCGAUGUUAACCUUCUUCAUAAGAUUAGCUAGUUGCUAUAUACUGUAUACGUUUAAUACCACGCUAGUGUCCAGCUUUAUUUGUGGUCCAAUGAAAACGCUGUGUUUCUUAAAAAUUAUGUGUGUUAACUUUCAUAGAAGAAAGAAGCCAAUACAGUAUCCCAUUCCGUUUACAGUCGCCUUCUAUUUGUUAUAAUGCAUCUUAGAUAUGCGUUCGUGAAAAUAGCCGUACGUAAUAAAACGAAUAUUAGUGAAGCCAA